Molecule: messenger RNA, 1231 nt
Organism: Marmota monax (woodchuck)
Lineage: Eukaryota; Metazoa; Chordata; Mammalia; Rodentia; Sciuridae
Product: neuromodulin-like
Exons: 1
Coding region: 77-670 (197 amino acids)
Biological process (GO): regulation of growth; axon choice point recognition; axon regeneration
Cellular component (GO): plasma membrane; postsynaptic density; cytoplasm
Molecular function (GO): phosphatidylserine binding; calmodulin binding; lysophosphatidic acid binding
Source: RefSeq, a predicted model, not a curated record
GAGAGGUGGAGGGGGGAGGAAUAAGAGAGAGGAGGAAAGGAGAGAAGGCAGGAAGAAGGCAAGGGACGAUACCAGCAUGCUGUCCUGUCUGAGAACCAAACCGGUGGGAAAAAAUGCUGAGGACCAAAAGACUGAACAAGACAGAAUCAAACCAGAAGACAGAGCUCAGAGGGCCGCGACCAAGAUUCAGGCUCGCUUCCGUGGGUACAUAACAAGGAAAAGGCUCAGAGGAGAGAAGAAGGGCGAUGCCCAAGCUGCUGAGGCCAAAGCCGAGGAGAAGGAGGAGGGAGCCCUCGCUGCCGACGGGGUGGGGACGGAGGAGGCACAAGGCCCGGCUGCCCAAGCGGCCCCGGCCACUGGCCCCGAGGCCGAGGAGCCCGGCAAAGCAGGAGACCCCCCUUCCGAGGAGAAGCAAGCGGAGGGCGCCCCCGAAGGUGCCCCCGAGCAGGCAGCCACCCAGGUUCCUGCCCCCUCGGAGGAGAUGGCCGGCUCCGCUAAAGCGGAGUUGUCCACCCACAACUCGCCGUCCUCCAGGGCAGAAGUCGUGCCCGCUAAGGAGGAGCCACAACCAGCCGACGUGCCUGCUGCUGCGGCCACCACCCCUGCUGCAGAGGACACUGCCCUCGAGGCAACAGCCCAGCCUCCAACGGAGACGGCCGAGAGCAGCUAAGCUCCAGAGAAGAUAGAAACUGUAGAUGAACCAAACCUAAGGACAGUGGCCCGCAGGAUGAGGGUCACGAAGAACGGGAGGCUGACCAGGAACAUGCCUGAAUUCUAGGAAAUGGCUUUCCACGUCCCCACCCUCCCCUCUCCUGAGCCCUGUCUCUCCUGCCCUCUCUCAAAUCCACUCUGAAGUUUCCCUUCCUGUCCUGCUCACGUCUGUGAGUCUGUCCUCUCCCUCCCACUAGCCCUCUUUCUGUGUGGCAAACAUUUAAAAAAAAAAAAAAAAAAAAAGCAGGAAAGAUCCCAAGUGUGGCUUAAACAUUUUUUUGUUCCUUGGUGUUGUGAUGGCAAAUUUUUGGUUAUGAUGAUCCAAUCAUUUGGGGGGAAAUUCUUGCACUGUAUCCCAGUUUUUUGAUCUGGUACGUAUGGCCCUGUGGGAGUCCACUUACCUCUCUCUCUGUUCCAAGUGUGUGUGCAAUGUUCUGUUCAUCUGAGGAGUCCAAAAUAUUGAGUGAAUUCAAAACCAUUUUGGUUUUUCUCCUUUUCAAUGUGAUGGAAUGAACAAAAA